ACUUUACUUCACUUUGCUGCUGAACUUGAUGAUCGUGAGGCAGUGGAGUGUCUGUUGGAGAAGAAGGCUGAUGCAGAUGCUAAAGAUAAGGAUGGCAAGAAGCCUUUUGAUUUUGCUGUGAGAAAAGGUCACAUGUUAACAGCUAAUCGGUUGUUAUUAAUAAUGCAGUCAGUUGAAGAUGUUGCAUUAGAGAAUGUGUGGAAGCUGCUGCAGUGGGCAUGUAGGAAUGAAGUGGAUGUUGCAAGAAAGAUUGCAGAGAAGUUUUGUCAAUCAGUGGAGAAGAAGUCUGGUUGCACUUUACUUCACUUUGCUGCUGAACUUGAUCAUCGUGAGGCAGUGGAGUGUCUGUUGGAGAAGAAGGCUGAUGCAGAUGCUAAAGAUAAGUAUGGCAAGAAGCCUUUUGAUUUUGCUGUGAGAGAAGGUCACAAGUCAACAGCUAAUCGGUUGUUAUCAAUAAUGCAGUCAGUUGAAGAUGUUGCAUUAGAGAAUGUGUGGAAGCUGCUGCAGUGGGCAUGUAGUAAUGAAGUGCAGUGCUCAAAAUUAGUUUUCAAAGUUAGUCGGCCGUAUGGCCAGUAAUGCCAGAAGUUAGCCGGUCAUUCAAAUUUUUUACCGGUCGUCUAAUUUAAUUAGUAAUCAAAAGCAGUUAGUAAUCAAAAAUUAGUAAUCUCUAAUUUAAUUAGCAAUCAUAAACCAAGAAACAAGAGUCAGUUGAAUACACAUAUUACUAAGGAAGUAGGCAUUAGUUUACAACAUGAAAGCACCUAAAAUUGCAGUAACUAACAAAACAUAGCAAACUGUGAACUGCUUUCCUUUAUAAUGUUACAGUUUUACAUCAAAUUAAGCAAUUUACUCUAACACCACACUAUAAGCAUAUUUGUUCGAACAUAACUAGUUACUACAGAUCUGAGAUGCUAUUCUGACAUCAUGCAAGUUGUGCUAGUGCAUGUGACGAUGCAAGUUGUGGUAGUGUGACGAUGCAAGUUGUGGUACUGUGACCAUAUUUCACUCAUCAUUCAAGAUCCAAGAGUCCCAAUCAUCCAGAGAUACCGACUGCUCUGCCUCACAUAUUGUUUCAGUUGCCUCAUUGAUCGCUGAAGUGUCUUCUUGUUGAUGAAUGGUCUCG
Messenger RNA from Corticium candelabrum, 1123 nucleotides. RefSeq names its product myotrophin-like. Lineage: Eukaryota; Metazoa; Porifera; Homoscleromorpha; Homosclerophorida; Plakinidae. The transcript has 6 exons. Gene Ontology annotation, cellular component: ciliary inversin compartment. Bases 133 to 576 code for a protein of 147 amino acids. Gene Ontology annotation, molecular function: protein binding. The record is from RefSeq and is a predicted model, not a curated record. Gene Ontology annotation, biological process: protein localization to ciliary inversin compartment.